AUGACGACCGACUAUGAGCUUGACAUGUUCAAUAGGGACCCGAACGGUCUCAACGACCAUGUUAGGGUUCACUUUGAUGAAGUUCUCGGAGAACCCGACGGAUCCCACUCUAUCAGCUGCGUCUGGAGCAUUUCCUAUCGAUGCUUCAACUGCUGCAAGAACUGCUGCUACAAGAUGCUCUCCCUUAUCUGUGGUAUCCCUCUCGCCUUCUGCUGGGGAUGCGAAUUCGCCUGCAUUACUUUCUGGCACGUGUGGUACGUCACGCCUUGCAUGCGAUUGUACAUGAUCAACUGCGGUUGUCUGCAGAAGUUCUACGGCACUUGCGUGCAGUGCUACAUUCAGCCGAUAUGUGAGGCUUGCAGUUACUGCUUUAGCAACAUCCGAGUUACGAACUUGUCCGGUUAA
This is a messenger RNA of Candidula unifasciata, 405 nucleotides long. Lineage: Eukaryota; Metazoa; Mollusca; Gastropoda; Stylommatophora; Geomitridae. The record is from the annotation of a GenBank genome assembly.